CGCAUUAUGGGUCAAAUGAAUGUCACCUUGAGGACUGAACCAGACUCAAUUCACUUUAACUCAGCCGCGGUGUUUUUAUUUCUAUUCAAAAAAGAAUAUGCCCCCUUACUUGCAUUUUACUCUCAUUAUAAAAAAGGAGCAAGUGAACAUCGAAUGUCUACAAGUGAAGAGUCAUCUAUUCAAACAAAUCGUACCUUAGAAGUUGACUCUGAUAAAGACCUCGUCAUACAAUCCUUACAAGAGUCACUUCAAAUUCAUAAAGAAAUUCUCGAGCGUAUUCAAAACGAAAAAGAUACAUUUCGACAGCAAGCAGAGAAAGAAAAACAAGAACAGAAAGAAGCCUUUGAUAGAUGGAAAUCAGAUGCAGAACAAGCUUUAGAAGAAGAGGAAAGACAUUGUAUAGAGCUGGAAGAAAGUAUUGCAGCUCUAAGAAAGGAGCUUGAAGCAAAGAAGGAAGCAUAUCAACAGUUGGAAAUCAACUUUUAUUCAUAUGUAAAGACAAUUCGUGUUACAGACGAUGACCUUUCGACAAUCCAACCUGAAAUAUCUCAUUUAUUAAGCCAAUUGAACAAUACAUGUAUGGGCCUUAAAUCCAAAAUGGACCGUAAAGCAGGAACUGAGGCAGUUUACCGCUUGUUUCCUGACAAGAAAGACUUUAUUCAGCGUUACAUGACACCUGUUGAUGGUGUAAUGGACGCAUCCUAUAUUACUUUAUUUGUAGAAAAGUAUCUCAUCCAAAUGUUACUAUUACAUGUUAUGGAUGUACCUAUUCAACUGGGUGUUUCCAUUAAUGAUGCUUUUCAAGAAUUACAUGACUGGAUGGAGACAAGGAACAAGGAAUGGUCGAACCGGUUGAGACAGCAAGUGUGUGCAUUAGUAAUACAACAGCCAGGAGCUGAAGAAGAAGAAAGGAUCCAGAAAGCCAAACAAGAGCUAUUAGAACGUAUCAUUACUGAUUUGGGUGACGUGUAUCCAUCAUUAAGACAGGACCCAAAAAAAAUUGAAAAUCUGAUUACACGAUCCUUAAAACUGAAUUUGGCUGUCAAAGGACAAGAGAUCAAAAUAGAAAGGCUUCCAAUUAUAGAAGGUGAAACACAAUUUGAUCCUGCUUCAAUGAAAGCAACAGCAAAGGGUAAAUCAGAUGGUGUUGUCGGAUUGACAAUAACACCGCCUUUUGUUGCAAGAGAUGAAAUUGACAAUGAACAUGGAUUUACUGUACCUGGCAAAGUAUUUUGUAUUGAAUCAAACAAUGAAACCGUUCAUAAUGAAUCUAUUGAAGAACAAGAUAAUCAUUCAGAAGAUAAAAAAGAAGAUAAAGUACAGUCUAUGGAUACCGAAGAUGAUGAAUAAGGAGAAUAGCAUUUUGAAUUCAUUUUAAACAUUUUAUCGCAUUAAAUUCAUUUUAAAUAAACAAACACUACAUUAUGAUUUUGUAGCUUCACCACGCAAAAGAAAACGAGUCACAGUGUUGCACAAG
Molecule: messenger RNA, 1477 nt
Organism: Rhizopus microsporus ATCC 52813
Lineage: Eukaryota; Fungi; Mucoromycota; Mucoromycetes; Mucorales; Rhizopodaceae
Exons: 1
Source: RefSeq, a predicted model, not a curated record